Messenger RNA from Solanum lycopersicum (tomato), 493 nucleotides. RefSeq names its product auxin-responsive protein SAUR21-like. Gene Ontology annotation, biological process: response to auxin. The record is from RefSeq and is a predicted model, not a curated record. Lineage: Eukaryota; Viridiplantae; Streptophyta; Magnoliopsida; Solanales; Solanaceae.
UUCACAACAAGUUAAUUACUCAAUCUCAAAAAACACCAAAGUUAAUCUUGUUCCAAUAUCAAAAACAUGGCUAUUCGUUUGCUAUCUAUAAUUUCUGGUGUGAAGCAAUUCCACAAAUUGCAAUCUGUUGUUACUCGAAAUCAAAUAUCAGAUGUACCAAAAGGACAUUUUGCAGUUUACGUUGGAGAGACAGAGAAGAAAAGAUACGUAGUUCCAAUUGAAUACUUAAAUCACAUUUCGUUCCAAGAAUUGCUUCAGAAAGCAGAGGAAGAAUUCGGGUUUCAACAUCCAAUGGGCGGUCUCACAAUACCUUGCAAUGAAGAUGCAUUUUUUCAUGUCACUUCUCGACUGGAGACUUGUUUAUGAUCUAUACACUAGAUUAGUUAGAGCUUAUAAGAUUUUGAAUUUUGUUGAUCCUCUUGCCACACAAGAGAUGUAAAUUUAAUCAUAUAUUAUUAUAAGUGGGAAGCUCUAAAGUGAAAAAGUUGAAUUA